Molecule: messenger RNA, 2416 nt
Organism: Oryza brachyantha (malo sina)
Lineage: Eukaryota; Viridiplantae; Streptophyta; Magnoliopsida; Poales; Poaceae
Product: putative pentatricopeptide repeat-containing protein At3g16890, mitochondrial
Exons: 2
Coding region: 1-2037 (678 amino acids)
Molecular function (GO): protein binding
Source: RefSeq, a predicted model, not a curated record
AUGAGGAGCCGGCGGCUCCCCAGUCUCCUCCUCCUCUGCCGCUGCCACUGCUCCACCGAGUCCGGCGGGAUUCCGGCCGACCCGGCCCGCGCGGCGUCGAUCUUGGCCGACGGCGGGGACGCGGACUGGUUCCGCCGGCUCAACGCCGAGUUCGCCGCCGCGCUGCCGCGGCUCGGCCCGCGGUUCGUCGUCCGCGCGCUGCGUGCCGCGGAGGCGGAGGCCCGAGAGGGCGGGCCGCUCCUCUGCGUGCGGCUCUACGUGUGGGCGUCGCGGUUCGGCGCCCGCUUCGCGCGUGACGGCUCCGUGCGGCGGGCGCUCCGGGACGCGCUGUGGCGGCGCGGGCCCGUGGUGCUGUCGGGGAGGCUGGUGGCGGAGGUGCGGGGUUGCGGGUGCGAGGUGUUGGAGGAGCUGCUGUGCGCGCUGAUCGAGAGCUGGGGCAGGCUCGGGCUCGCCCGGUACGCGCACGAGGUGUUCGUGCAAAUGCCGCGGCUGGGGCUGAGGCCCAGCACGGCCGUGUACAACGCGCUGAUCGCGGCGUCGGUCAGGGCCGGCGCCGUCGACGCCGCGUACCUCAAGUUCCAGCAGAUGCCUGCCGACGGGUGCCGACCGGACUGUUUCACGUACAACUCGCUCGUCCAUGGCGUCUGCCGGCGUGGCAUCGUCGACGAGGCGCUCCGGCUGGUGAGGCAGAUGGAGGGCGAGGGGAUCAGACCGAAUGUGUUCACGUACACAAUACUGGUCGAUGGGUUCUGCAAUGCUGGCAGGGUGGAGGAGGCAAUCCGUGUGCUGGACAGGAUGAAGGAGAAGGGCGUAGCGCCUAGCGAGGCCACAUACAGGACAAUUGUUCAUGGCGUGUUCCGUUGCUUGGAGAGGGACAUGGCAUACAUAAUGUUGAGUGAGUGGUUAAGCCAUGAGCCAACGGUUCACCAGAGUGCAUGUCAAACUGUACUGUAUUGCCUGUCGAAGAAGGGAAUGGCCAAAGAAGCAGUUGAAUUUGCAAAAACAAUCAGCACUAGGGGUUAUCUACUUGACAGCACAGCUUUUGGCACUGUGAUUUCUUGUGCCCUGAAAUGCCUGGAGAUGAGUGAUUUAUGUGAGUUGCUAGACUCUUUUAUUAAGAAUGGUGGAAAUCCAGGGUUUGAUGUAUAUAUUAUGGUAAUCAAAUCCUUACUGAACUGCAAGAAUUUUCCCAAGGCAAAUCACUAUUUGUGGCACAUGGUUUCGAAGGGAGUCUUGUCUAGUGUGAUGUCUUACAAUAUGGUGAUAGAUUGCUUCAUAAAGGCUGGUGCAUUGGAUAAAGCAGAGGAGAUUGUCAAAGGGAUGCAAGAAAAAGGCUUCCUGCCUAACCUUGUCACCUUUAACACACUAAUAAGUGGGUAUUCAAAAUCAGGGAAUAUACAUAAUGCAAAGGUUGUUCUGAAGAUGCUUAUGGAACAUGGUUUCAUGCCAGAUAUCAUUACGUUUACCUCUCUUAUCGAUGGACUAUGCCAUACCCAUCAACUGGAUGAUGCUAUUGUUUGCUUUCAUGAGAUGGCAGAGUGGGGUGUUAGACCAAAUGUUCAGACUUACAAUGUAUUAAUGCACGCGCUUUGUUCAGCCGGGCAUGUUAACAGGGCCAUUGAUCUUCUUAAUAAAAUGAAAACGGAUGGCAUUAGUCCUGAUGCAUAUUCCUUCAAUGCUCUCAUCUUGAGUUUUUGCAGGAUGAGGAUGGUAGAUAAAGCUCAAAAUAUUUUUAAUUCCAUGGUGAGAUUUGGUGUGGUUCCAGACAAUUGCACAUACAAUUCCCUGAUAAAAGCUCUAUGUGGUCAAAGAAGAGUCAGUGAGGCCAAAAAAAUUUUACUUGCCAGGGAGCACAAUGGCUGCAGCACGAGCAAUAAUCAAUCAUAUUGGUCAAUUGUCUGUGCACUUACAAAAAUGGGUCAUUUCAGUGAGGCGGGAGAGUUGAUGAAUAAAUGCCUCAGCAGAAAUGUUGAAUUGAGUUGCGGUUCUAAUCAGAGCAUAGAAUCUGCAGUUGCUGUCCAAGUUGUCAAUGCGUGAAAUUGUGAUCUGUUGAUUGUAUGCUAAUUUGUACAUGAAUGAUGCCCUAUCCUCAUGAACAGUGCAAAACAACUUCCUCUUUGCUAAGAUUCCAGAUGAAGCAUUUGUACCUUGCUGACACCUUCGAGAUAUUAAUCUCAGUGGCAUGGUUUGAAUUUAAAAAUGAGAUGGAUCUUUUAAGCUUUUCCCUCUGCAAACAAUUGCAGAACAAACUGGUGUGUUCCUUUUAACACUUUCACAUGUUAUAGUAACUUUAUACGAAUCAUAGACUUCAUAAAAAGGUCACUAUUAUGUUGUUGUGAAUACUGGCAAAGAUAAGCCAUAAGUUAAGAAAAAGUUAAUUGAUUUUGUAGUUUUUCUUGUAUUUGAUUAGUUGCAA